Molecule: messenger RNA, 489 nt
Organism: Zasmidium cellare ATCC 36951
Lineage: Eukaryota; Fungi; Ascomycota; Dothideomycetes; Mycosphaerellales; Mycosphaerellaceae
Exons: 2
Coding region: 1-489 (162 amino acids)
Source: RefSeq, a predicted model, not a curated record
AUGGAGGUCCUGGAGGAGCUUGAAUGCUGGCUCAAAGGCAAACCGCAGCUUCGAGAGGCUGAUUUGGAGACAAACACUUUGACGCCGGAAACAACAAUGCUCAUGCUCCAGUAUCAUGCCUGUGUUGUAAUGGCUGUACGACCACCGACACUUCGCGCCCUUGAACAGAAGCUUAGAAUCAGCUCUGAAGCAAAUUCGUUGCGAAUUGAUUCACUGACGCAACCGAUCAGCUACGCCGUCGGCGCAGCCUGUGCAACUGUGCGUACUUUGAGGCGCCACGCUGCGGCUCGUGGGCUAGCUGUCUACGGCUUUUUGGACGGCGAACAGGCAUUUUCAGCCUCUCAGCUUCUGAUCAUGACCAAUGCGGCCGUACCCUCUUUGCAAAUUUCUCAGAGCAUCAUCACGUACUCACUGAACGUUCUUGCCCAUAUUGCAGAAAGAGGGAACGAUGACACUCGCCAGCAGAUGGAAUCAUUGAUCCGACUUUGA